Messenger RNA from Hippocampus zosterae (dwarf seahorse), 4835 nucleotides. RefSeq names its product fibroblast growth factor 14 (gene fgf14). Gene Ontology annotation, biological process: cell differentiation; regulation of cell migration; animal organ morphogenesis. The record is from RefSeq and is a predicted model, not a curated record. NCBI's taxonomy places the organism in Eukaryota, Metazoa, Chordata, Actinopteri, Syngnathiformes, Syngnathidae. The coding region runs from base 232 to 795 and encodes 187 amino acids. The transcript has 6 exons. Gene Ontology annotation, molecular function: fibroblast growth factor receptor binding; growth factor activity. Gene Ontology annotation, cellular component: cytoplasm.
CCCAAAUCAAUCAAUGUGGUUUCUUUGGAACAUUUUCAGCAAAGGAACGCAUAUGCUGCAGUGUCUUUGUGGCAAGAGUCUCAAGAAAAACAAGAAUCCAAGUGCCUGGCGAAGGGAAGAUGAUGAGCUCAGCAGUACAGUGCAACUGCACCACACAUCAACAUCUGACUGCAUGGAGAGACACUCUGACACUGCAGGAGAAACAGUUGAAUACAGGCAAAGAAGACCACCAUGUUAGAUCCCCAGCUCAAGGGUAUAGUGACCAGGUUAUAUUGCAGACAGGGCUACUACUUGCAAAUGAAUCCCGAUGGAUCUCUCGAUGGCACCAAGGAUGACAGCAGUAAUUCCUCUUUGUUCAACCUCAUUCCCGUGGGCCUCCGAGUCGUCGCCAUCCAGUCUGUGAAGACGGGCUUGUACAUCGCCAUGAAUGGGGAGGGUCACCUCUACACAUCAGAGCUCUUCACAGCAGAGUGCAAAUUUAAAGAGUCCGUGUUUGAGAACUACUAUGUCAUCUACUCAUCCAUGCUGUACCGACAACAGGAGUCGGGUCGAGCCUGGUUCCUCGGUCUCAAUAAGGAGGGUCAAGCCAUGAAGGGGAACAGAGUGAAGAAAACCAAACCAGCCGCUCACUUCCUGCCCAAGCCAUUAGAAGUCGCCAUGUACCGAGAGCCAUCCCUGCACGACGUCGGAGAGACGGUACCCAAAAUGGCGGUCCCGGACAGUAAAAGCACAAGUGAGCCAGUGGUGAUGAACGGAGGUAAACCUGUAAGCAAGCCUGACAAACCCGCCACAUAGCCACGCCCCACCUGCCCCCUUGACUGUUUGCUGUUUGCCGGGGUGAUGGCGGGAGGUCUUUUCCCCCUUGCUGGAGCGUCUUUCCUCGGUGGAUCCAGGCGAACCUUUGUUCUCCCUCUCCUCCACAUUUGUCUCUGCCUUGUCCUCACCCUUUAUUCCAGCUGUCUGGUGGAGGGAUUCUUAGGUUGAGGCUGGGGGAGGGUGGUGGGGGAUUUCCUCAGUACAGGAGGACAAUAACGGACCUCUCUGAUACUGGAAUGCCUUUAAAAAUUCCUCUGGAACUGUGAGGUUGUGGUGUUUUACAGCCACUUUGAUUCCUGAGGGUUCAUACAAAAAAAAGCUCCCCCUCAAAAAAAUAGAAAUAAAAAAAAAAAAGUUCCCUUCUUUGAUGCCCUACGACAGAGGAAGUCUGUGCACCUGCAGACAGACCUAUUUUCUAUACCACUGUUCACCAGCUACGUUCUGGGAUAGCGGCUGUAUAGAUAUAGAAUAAAUAUGUGGACGACUGUCCUUUAUUUUUUAAUGAGUAUUUUCCCCUUCCUCUCUUCUCUUUUCGAGAACCACUCACACAAUUUCCACUUUGACCCCCGAAACACAUGUAAAGGACUCCAUACAGACACAUAAAAACAAUAGGACAUUGUGUUUUGUUUUUUUGACAGCACCUGCAAUUGGUGAUGGAGUGCUAAUUACUACCACUGUAAAAAUCAGUGCAAUCGGGCUCUCCUCGAAACAUGUGUAAAAAAAAAAAAAGGAUGUGGGUGGCAAAAGCACUGUAUGGGAAUGAUGUCUACAUACCACACAAGUCCAACCAAGCUGUAGUUCAGCGGUCCACCUUCUUUGGUAAAUCUAUUUUUCUUGAAGUUUAUUUCCGAGCGUGGGCUGUAGGAAUAUCUCUCGGUCUUGGGGGCCUCUGUUGCCGACUACUUGAACUUCUUAGACUCAAGACUUUAAUCUGUCCGACAUUGGCAGGCUGCCUUUCCGCGGCAGCAUCCACAACAUUUUCAACAUUUACCGGCUGCAUCUACAAACUAAAGCAUGGGCAAGGUUGAUCUUGUGUUCUGUCUCUCUUGCAGCAACAACAUCAUGUACUGUAUAUUGUAACACUUUCAUUGCAUAGUAUAACGUUUCGGGGGGAAAAUUACUCAAAAGACGUUUUUAAAGAAGUAGGUUAUUAUUCAAGAGGAAUUGUGUCCUAGCUCAGCAUGCAGAGUCCAGUACUGAUCAAUCUGGCCUAUCACGUGCCUGUUUUCAAACUUGAUUUUUUUCCCGGCAUGCAAAAACUGGUUCCCAGUCCCCACUGGGCCAAAGGUGCCUCGCCCACCCAACCACCUACUCAUCCAUUUACAGGACACGUAGCAUCGAUAGCAUAGCGAGAAUCACCCUGCUCACUCUCAAAUGACCAAAGGCCCCCCCCCCUCUACCCACCUCACACCUACCAGGAAGAUUCUUGGAGAAUCCUCUCAAGUCAUCAGCGCUUUCACUGUGAUAGCUUUUCAUUUCUGAACCCUUACGAGAUCUUUGCGUGACCGCCGCCCUGCUCCACGACUCCUUCGAAAGAUCUUAACGAUGUCAUUUUUGCAGAAGUUUGUCUACCUUCAAUUAGUCACGUGCAUGUACUUUCAGAGGUGUCGGGAUAUACGCACUGUAGUGUAGGACUUGACAUGGGCAUGUUGCAGGCUAAGGCACCCUCACGAGCUACUCUGCACUUUCACCUUGUUACUCUCGUCAUGACUGUUAGCAGAUGAUGACCAAUCCUUGACAUUUGUCUUGCUUUUAUCGGCUUUUCCGACUUGUUCUAUUUCAUUCAGGUUAAGAAAUGUCCAUGUUUUUACGUUUAUCAGAAAAAGAUACAAUUUUAGUUUUGAUUUGCUCGUAUGAAUAGAUGCAAGAGCUGAAAAGCAUUGUUAAUGUGUUUGGGACUGUGUCUGUGUAAAUUCUCAGUCAUCCAGGUCAUGGCAAUCCACAAAUAGUUGGGGAAAAGGUAAUUGGACUUCUAGAAGAAUUCUAGUUGCCGUCUAUGACACUUUAAAGACAACUAGAUCUCUUUCUUGUUGAACUGGACUCCUAUUCAACUUUGAAAGGCAACUGGACAAACCUUCUGUUCCCUGGUAUUCAACUUUGAAGAAAUUGAACUUCACAACCGUACCAGCUAUCUUUCAUUCAAUUUUGGAGGAAACCAGACUUCUUCUCAGUUGAGCUGGACUCCAUUGCCGUUUAUUUAACUAUAAGCUACAGUAGACUCAUUCAUGGAAGUAGACUUUGACAACUUUGAAACAACCAAGAAGUUACUUGCCUUCUAUUAGACUUUGAAAGCACAUUUUAGUUGUUAUCCUGGACCUCCAUAAAACUUUGAAACAAUCAAAAAGAAAUAUAGUUGCACUAAAUUCCACUAAUACACUAAGAAGAAGUCCAGUUGCCUUCUGUUUAACUUCGAAACAACAAAUUACUUCUGCUUGGUUGCUGUUCUGGACUUCUAUUCAACAUUGGCAGUUCAGUUGCCUUCGUUUCAACUUCAGUGGCAAUUUCACUGCCAACUUCAAUUUUGUAAUGGCGACUAUGUUAAAAAGUAUGUUUGGAUCCACCUAGUUACUUUAUUUUCUGCCAUUUUCCUAAUACGGGUCAACUCCCUUCAUUCUGUCUGGCGCAUUGCACUUGCAUGUACUUCUUUAUUAUAAAUCAUUUCGCCCCUUUUUGUUUUUUUUUUUUUUUGCCAUGGUGGAGAAAGGUGUCGAUGAACAGCAUGUAACGUAGGAUAUGUCUAUCACCAACUGCUGGUAUGUAUCGCUGCAUUUUUUUUAAAGAAACAAGGUAUAUGCAUAGGGUUUGUCUGAUGUAUUCAUGCAUAUAAAACACAUUAAAUAUUUAUGUGAGAAAGUGCUGUAAAUUUACGAUGUAAUGUUCAAUAGAGUGUGUAGUAUAUUUUUGAACCAGGUAGAGAUAACAAUUAUGUUACUGGGAUUAUGAAGGAGUAUUAGGAACACACUGACAAGAAGAAAAACAUUAUUAAAAUUAUAGCAUACGAAACUACAACACCCUCAAUAGACAUUAUGAUACAUUGAUUCUUGCAUAGAUAUUUUCAAAAAAGAUGCCCCCACAUUAUGACUUUAUUCUCUUUAACAUGAUGACUUUUUUUCCCUAAUGAAAGUACAUCUUUGGUCUUGCGAGAAUAAAACCUGUCUCUGAAAAAAAAUAUGAUUCUCAUUGCAUGACUUUGUUUCCAUGUUCUUAUAAAACUCUCAAAAAUACGAUCAAUUCCUUUAACAUGAUGUGCUUCUUUUUCAAUGUGACCUAAUACUCAUUUGUUGAUAAUUAAAAAAGAAAAAAAUGGGGAAAAAAUGUUUUGUCAUUGGUUCCCUUUCUCAAGUGUGGCACUUUAUGGCUAAAAGGGUUGGGGGAAAAAAAAAAUAUGUUUCAACAAUUUGGUGAUCACCUUGCCUCGUGGGGUCCUGAGCUAAAUCCCAUCAAAAUCAUAAAUGCUCCUCUGAAUGGGUGAAGAUUUACACCUAAAUGGACACUCUUCGAGAUUCAAAAGGGCAAGCACUCUAUAUUAAAUUCCAUUUUCACUUCUGGUUUAAUGGCCACUUUCUUUUGCGCAUAUAGCACAUGUAUGUCCUCUCAAUUUUCUCCACCCUCGAGUCUGUGAGGAAUAUCCAUACCUGGAAGUCUGAGUCUUGUUUGUUUUUUUUAAUUUUUUUUUUUUUGUGAAUAUGAAAGAAAGAGUCACUAUUGAAAUUAUUUAUUUAUUUUUAACAAAUAUGUAACACUAUAUACCAUUGCAAGUAUGCCCAUUUGGAGUUAUGUCAUGUUAUAAACCAAAUUUGUAACCAUGUAUGUAUGUUUAAGGUCUGCGCAUUGUUUUCCAUGCAAAUUGUCGUGUCAUGCGGCAUAUUUAAUGUUUUAUUAAAAAAAAAAAGAAAGUAAAAAGAAAUAAAAAUGCUCAAACAAUGCAAACUGUCUGCCUCCAUUGCCUCAUUUGUGUUAGUUUGUCAACUUGCAUCUGAUUUUGCAUAUCAGCGGAAUAAGUGUGAUUAAAAAACAAA